AAAAAAGAAAGAAAGAAGUUGUGGAGUUAUAAAGAGAGAUUGGGUAGCAGGGACGAGGAGGGUUAGGGCUUUAGGGUAGAGAGAGAAAGAGGAUGGAUUUGGGAGCAGAGAAGACGCAGAGCGAGAACCAUAACAGCUACGCGAGAGCUCUCAUAGAUUCUACUAGUGCUUCUUCUGCCGAUGACGAACGCGAGCUCAGAGCUGGACUCCAUCCCCUUAAGAACAAAUUCGUGUUCUGGUACACUCGUCGCACACCUGGAGUUCGAAGCCAGACUUCAUAUGAAGACAACAUCAAGAAGAUUGUGGACUUCAGCACUGUUGAGGGUUUCUGGGUGUGUUAUUGCCACCUAGCCCGUCCUUCCUCUCUGCCGAGCCCGACUGACUUGCAUCUCUUCAAGGAAGGCAUUCGCCCUCUUUGGGAGGACUCUGCUAAUUGCAAUGGUGGUAAAUGGAUUAUACGCUUCAAGAAGGCUGUCUCUGGCCGCUUCUGGGAGGACCUCGUUCUUGCCUUGGUUGGUGACCAACUUGACUAUGGAGAGAACAUAUGCGGGGCGGUACUAAGCAUUAGAUUCAAUGAGGAUAUAGUAUCUAUCUGGAAUCGUAAUGCGUCUGAUCAUCAGGCUGUAAUGGCUUUAAGAGAUGCAAUCAAGCGGAACUUGAAGCUUCCACACAGCUAUGUCAUGGAAUACAAGCCACAUGAUGCUUCACUCCGUGACAAUUCAUCAUAUCGAAACACUUGGUUGAGGGGUUAGCAGUUUGCAAAUCUCUUUUGUUUUCACCUGAUAAGUAUGUGUUACAGAAAAGUGUCCUUCGAAGGCGACUUGUUGCGCAAGGAGUUAUGACCAAAUUAAGAUGAUAAAGAGAGAUCUUGUGAGGUUGGUGGCCAAUCUGUUAAGUUGUUCUGCAACAGAUGUAUUUGUACUACAAGUUACUGAUGGAUUAUCAAACAAAUCUUAUCUCAUUUCUGAUUAAAUGCUUCUCUACUGGACAAGUCUUGUUGAAGCUAGCAACUAGUACCAACCUUUUCUGUUUAGCUCGUAAAAUGUGUGGGAUGCCAUAUUUUCGGUUUUCUAUUUUAGAAAAUGGAAGGUAGUUUUGAGCUACUUUUAGGAUUUUCUGUUCUACGUAAUAUACUGAUGUGUAGGGGUGGGCAGAAAAGCUCAAACUACUGACUUGGGUUGGUU
Fragaria vesca subsp. vesca is the source of this 1184-nucleotide messenger RNA. Its product is annotated as eukaryotic translation initiation factor NCBP-like. The transcript is spliced from 5 exons. Gene Ontology annotation, cellular component: cytoplasm; eukaryotic translation initiation factor 4F complex. The coding region runs from base 93 to 752 and encodes 219 amino acids. Lineage: Eukaryota; Viridiplantae; Streptophyta; Magnoliopsida; Rosales; Rosaceae. Gene Ontology annotation, biological process: translational initiation. The record is from RefSeq and is a predicted model, not a curated record. Gene Ontology annotation, molecular function: translation initiation factor activity; RNA 7-methylguanosine cap binding.